GCAUGUGGCUGGGCUGGGGAUCGCCUUCCAGGUAGACGGCAACAAAUUGUCUGCUUGGAAUUGGAGGUCACUGCCGCGUUUCCUCUGUUGGCUGAUUGACAGCCCGCGCCCGGCUAUAUAAAGCGGGCGAGCGAAAGGCUGGGGAGCGACUUCAAAGGCAUCCGAGCGCCCGCGUGUGCCUGCGCGCCCCGCCGAGGACAGCGCUUGGAAGGAGUGGGCUUCGCGCUCCCGGGCGACGGGCGGACCCUCUAGUCUUCUGGGCUUGGAUUUGGCAGCUACAACCCGGAGUUUCGUGGGACCGCUCCAGGCAGGCAUGAUGUUACACAGGAGUUGGUUACUGGGGCUAAUGAUCUGUCUAGCUUUGUGGAUUUCAUCACAGGCUCAAGAUGGUGAUAGAGAUGAUGGGACCACUUUUGACUUACUGAAAAUCAGCAACAUAAACAGAAAGACAAUUGGAGCAAAACUAUUUCGAGGCAACAUUUCUAAUGUCCCAGCAUAUCGCUUCGUCCGGUUUGAUCGCAUCCCACCAGUUAAUUCAGAGAAAUUAAGACAGAUUAUUAAACUGAUGCAGCAAAAUGAGGGCUUCAUACUUACAGCCACCUUGAGGCAGGAUAGGAGUUCCAAAGGGACCAUCCUUGCACUGGAAGGUCCUGGCAUCUUUCAACGACAGUUUGAAAUUGUUUCCAAUGGUCAAGACAAUACACUUGAACUUUCCUAUUGGGUUGAUGGUGCCUGGAAGCAGCAUUCUUUGGAAGACGUGGAAUUAGCUGAUGUACAAUGGAAGAAUAUCACGGUACAAGUUACAGGAGAAAACUACAGUAUCUAUGUUGGUUGUGACCUUAUUGACAGCUUGAGCCUGGAAGAACCUUUCUAUGAAUACCUGAAAGCAGAGAAAAGUAACAUGUAUGUGAUCAAGGGAGCUACAAGAGAGAGUCAUUUUCGGGGUCUCCUACAAAAUCUUUAUCUGGUUUUUGGAACUUCAAUAGAGGAUAUUUUGCAUGAAAAAGGAUGCCAGAGAAGUCAAUCAGCUGAGGUGAACACUAUCAGCGAGAACACAGAGAUCCUCCGCCUCAGUCCUUCAGUUGUGACAGAGUAUGUGGGAGAAAACACAGAGAAGAAAGCAGAAUUCUGUGACCGCUCUUGUGAAGAGCUUGGGUCUAUGUUUACCGAACUCACCGGACUACGAGUUGUUAUCAACAGCUUGACUGAAAAAUUAAAAAGUGUGUCAGAGGUGAAUGACAUAAUUGUAUCAGAGUUGCUUGGCCCCAACAAAGCACUCAAGAACCAGUCAGCUUGCUGGCAAGAUGGCCGUGAAUUUGCAAAUAACUCACACUGGGUUGUGGACAGCUGUACAAAAUGUAACUGCCAGAACUCUAAAACAGUGUGCAAUAAAAUCACAUGCCCACCUGUGCAUUGUGUCAGUCCAACUUUUAUUGAUGGCGACUGCUGCCCUGUCUGCUCUCGUACUGAUGAUCAGGAAGAAGGCUGGUCUCCAUGGUCGGAGUGGACAGAAUGCUCAGUCACAUGUGGAUCUGGAACCCAGCAGCGAGGAAGGUCAUGUGAUGUCACCAGCAACACUUGUCGAGGCCCAUCCAUUCAGACCAGGACCUGCUCCCUUGGCAAAUGUGACAAUCGCAUACGUCAAGAUGGUGGUUGGAGUCACUGGUCUCCUUGGUCUUCCUGUUCUGUGACUUGUGGAGUAGGCAAUAUCACUCGCAUACGACUCUGCAAUUCCCCCAUCCCACAGCUGGGUGGGAAAGGCUGCAAAGGAGGUGGACGUGAAACUAAAGAAUGUGAAAGAGACCCAUGUCCAAUCAAUGGUCGAUGGGGUCUUUGGUCUCCGUGGUCUGCAUGCACAGUUUCCUGUGGUGGAGGCAUUCGUGAGAGAUCUCGUCUCUGCAAUAGUCCAGCACCUCAGUAUGGUGGAAUGGCGUGUGCAGGAGAUGUCAUUCAACGUGAUAUGUGCAACAAACAGGAUUGUCCAAUAGAUGGCUGUUUAUCAAAUCCUUGCUUUCCUGGAGCAGAAUGCAACAGCUAUCCUGAUGGCUCAUGGUCCUGUGGAGCAUGUCCUGCUGGUUAUCUUGGAAAUGGAACAUUCUGUGAGGACCUUGAUGAGUGUGCUGUAGUGCCAGAUGUUUGCUUUAAGUUAAAUCAGAACCAUCGAUGUGUAAACACCAACCCAGGAUUCCACUGCUUACCAUGCCCUCCACGCUACAAAGGAACGCAACCAUAUGGGGUGGGCCUAGAGGCUGCCAGGACAGAAAAACAAGUAUGUGAGCCUUCCAACCCUUGCAAAGAUAAAACUCACAGUUGCCACAGUUCAGCUGAGUGCAUCUAUCUCGGGCAUUUCACCGACCCUGUGUACAAGUGUGAAUGUAGGACAGGCUAUGCUGGUGACGGAUUCAUCUGUGGGGAAGAUUCAGACCUGGAUGGAUGGCCCAAUAGUAACCUGGUCUGUGCUGCCAAUGCUACUUAUCACUGCACAAAGGAUAACUGUCCUUUCCUGCCAAAUUCUGGACAAGAAGAUUUUGAUAAGGAUGGAAAAGGUGAUGCUUGUGAUGAAGAUGAUGACAAUGAUGGUGUAGAGGAUGAUAAAGACAAUUGUCCACUUCUUUUUAAUCCCCGGCAAUUUGAUUAUGAUAAGGAUGAAGUUGGCGAUCGUUGUGACAAUUGCCCAUAUGUACACAAUCCUGCUCAGAUUGACACCGAUCAUAAUGGCGAGGGUGAUGCGUGUGCAGUAGAUAUUGAUGGAGAUGAUAUUUUCAAUGAUCGUGAUAACUGCCCAUAUGUCUAUAACACAGACCAGAGAGAUACAGAUGGAGAUGGAGUUGGUGAUCAUUGUGAUAACUGUCCCCUGGUACACAAUCCUGAUCAGACUGAUGUGGACAAUGAUCUGGUUGGUGACCAAUGUGACAACAAUGAGGACGUUGAUGAAGAUGGCCACCAGAAUAACAAAGACAACUGCCCUUACAUUUCCAAUGCCAACCAGGCUGAUCAUGACAAGGAUGGCAUAGGGGAUGCCUGUGAUUCCGAUGAUGACAACGAUGGUAUCCCAGAUGAGAGAGACAAUUGCCGCCUUACAUUCAACCCUGAUCAGAAGGAUUCAGAUGGUGAUGGCCGAGGUGACAUCUGCAAAGAUGAUUUUGACAAUGAUAGUAUUCCGGAUAUUUUUGAUGUGUGUCCUGAAAAUGAUGCCAUUAGUGUAACAGAUUUCAGAAAGUUUCAAAUGGUACCCCUGGACCCUAAAGGAACAACUCAGAUUGAUCCAAAUUGGGUAAUUCGUCAUCAGGGCAAAGAAUUGGUACAGACUGCUAAUUCAGAUCCUGGAAUCGCUGUUGGCUAUGAUGAAUUCAGUUCUGUUGACUUCAGUGGUACAUUCUAUGUCAACACAGACCGAGAUGAUGAUUAUGCUGGAUUUGUCUUUGGUUACCAGUCCAGUAGUCGCUUCUAUGUCCUGAUGUGGAAGCAGGUGACUCAGACAUACUGGGAAGAUAAGCCAACCAGAGCUUAUGGAUACUCUGGAGUGUCCCUUAAGGUGGUGAACUCCACAACUGGUAGUGGUGAACAUUUGAGAAAUGCUCUUUGGCACACAGGAAAUACACCUGGACAGGUGCGCACCUUGUGGCAUGAUCCCAAAAAUAUUGGCUGGAAAGAUUACACUGCCUACAGGUGGCAUUUGAUCCACAGACCUAAGACAGGAUUAAUAAAGGUUUUAGUUUAUGAAGGAAAACAGAUCAUGGCAGAUUCUGGACCAAUCUAUGAUAAAACCUAUGCUGGUGGACGGUUAGGUCUUUUUGUCUUUUCUCAAGAGAUGGUAUACUUCUCUGACCUCAAAUAUGAAUGUAGAGAUGCAUGAAUUAUUGCAACUGUAUAACAAGCAAUGUACUGUAGAUGCCGUUCAACCUAGACACCUCUGUACAUCCUAGUACUCCAAGUCCCUUAUUUUUUUUCUACCUUUCCUUGACCUUAUACAACCCUGUUGCCAGGAGGGAUCCCUCCAACUCUACACCUAAGUGCCUCCAAGGAGUUUGGAUUAAAUGUGACCAUUGAACUCACUGCUGAUGCAGAAACAGAUUGACAUGUGGAUUGAAAACAUGGCAUAAAUAUUUGUUAAUUUGUCCUAGAUUCUUAAAAGUGACGUUUACGUAUAAAGUGUAAAAGUGUAAUUACGUUAUGUAUUAUACAGAUAUAAAUAUGGCAGAAAGUGAGGUUUGAGGGGACAGAAAACAGCAAGCAGAAGGAAAUGGUUAGAGAUAAGAUCACCUCUUAAAUCCAUAUUACUUACUCAGAGGAGAGGUGGGCCUUGCUAUCCCAAUGUCCAGAAGAUAUACUGUAGCAGAAGGACAACCUUUACAACCUUUGCUCACAGAGAAGCCAUGGGAAAUUAGAGUAGAGAAAAGAAGGUGGUACAGUGACGUUCAAGUGCUGAUAAUUUCCUAUCAUCUUUUUUGAUCAGUGAUCUGCUUGGAGUUUUGAAUUAAAACAAGUCCUCUCUUAUCAUUAGUAUUUAACAUUUCAGCUGGGUUCCAGGAAAGCAAUUACAGUUCAGAUCAUCCACUGGUUUUUCUGGAACCAAAGCAAAUUUAUAAGAACGUUGGUUACUUCAGGGUUUUUCAGACAGUUCUCAUGAACUGGAGUUGAGACAGUCCAAUAUUUUGGGAGGAGAACAGAGUUAUAUUAAUAUUCCAAUUGAAUUUUAAAUGCUAAGUAUGCCUUUACAAGAAUUGCAUGCAACAACAUCACACAGACAUUGCCAUCACAUACCUGCAAUUAUGUGAAAGAAAGCCAUUUUUGAAGGCUGACUGCUUGUGUGCAUGAAGCUCCUAUGAAAGUAGUUUGUGACCAUAUUUCAUGAACCACUUUCCUGCCUCUUCUACAAACAAGCACUUUGAUUUCAAAAUGCUUCAUUUGGAUUCGGAUAAGAUAGAAAUGCAACCAUUACCAAGGUCUAGUUCCAGUUAUGAGGAUAUUGUUGUUAUUUAUUAUUGUGAUGUGCAGCUGCAUUCUCCAGUAACUUCCAAACUCACUAGAAAGUCCAAUGAACAAUGCAAGAUCUCCAAGAAGAGGGCUACAGAAUGCCUUUAAUGAGAUCAUGAGCAAAUACGGAUGUAUUUGCUCUUAUACCCCAUUGAAUUUCUAACUGCUCCGAACUGUCAAAUAAUUAAGUAACCAUCGAGACCUUAUAAAUGGAACCUUGAUAUUUACCAUUGCCCUCAGUGCUUGUAAUUGUUAUUGUAUGUGUGCUGUAUAUAGGACCUUUCGAGAAAACUACUAAAGGUACAUCUGCCCUUUAGUCUAACCAGAUACAAAUUAUUCAGUUAUAGACUAGUAUACUCAUAUUUAACACUUUUUGUUACUUUAAAUUGAACAAGCUUUGUAAGAUACACUUAUUGGUAUAAUUUGAUUCAUGGAUGAGGUUUACAUACAGAAAAACACAAGCACCUCUAUCUCAAUCCAAAAUGCCAUUUUGUUACCCAAAUGGGUGUUGGUAGAAGUGUAAAUGCUUGGAGCUUAAAAGGACUGUGUGCAUGUAUAGUUGGCCAAUACCAUCCCCAGGAACAAACUUCUGCUGAGAAUUCAAGUGUUUAAUGUUCUUAUUCAGCUCUGCACACCGAACCCUAUUAGAUCAGGGUUAACCAACCCUGCUAGAUCAGGCUUGGGAAUUACACAGAGAAUUUCCUAUCCAGACAAGGGCAUUCACAGGGAAGUCCCUCAAACAAUGGAACAGUAAAAUUCAGCUCAUCCACUGCUUUGCUGGCAGUCAUGAAUGGUCACAGCAGUUUUGUGGAUGCAAAUCUGACAUUUCUCCUCCAAAAUUUGUCAGGAAGCC
Messenger RNA from Python bivittatus (Burmese python), 5830 nucleotides. It is a transcript of the gene THBS2, whose product is annotated as thrombospondin 2. Lineage: Eukaryota; Metazoa; Chordata; Lepidosauria; Squamata; Pythonidae. Gene Ontology annotation, molecular function: protein binding; calcium ion binding. Gene Ontology annotation, biological process: cell adhesion; negative regulation of angiogenesis. Gene Ontology annotation, cellular component: extracellular region. The record is from RefSeq and is a predicted model, not a curated record.